AUGUGUAGCUUGGCAUCUAGGAAGCGCCGACAUCUGCAAGCCGACCCCGCUCUUACGGAAGCGAGCAGUACUACAACCCAUUGCGAUGACCAGCUCGAGACCACCCACGUCUCCAUCUCAAAGGCCUUCCAUGUGGGUCUGUGCGUCGUGCGAGGCAUACGCAUUCUCUCCUCUUGCUGCGUCGGCAGUCUCGUAGCAUGGCUUUGGGCUCUCGAUUGUGUAGCACAUAUCUUCGUUCAUCCUAUUGCGCGUUGUGAGAAGCCAUCUAUCUGCAUAAACUCCUGCGCAAGCCUCUCCCAAUCUGAAGUCGGAAAUGCGACUGCAUCGCACGUAUCAACCGAAACUCAACAUCUACACCGUCUAUGCGAGUCGCUAUCCUUCGACUUUUCAAUAUCACAUUUCAACGCUCUUCAGCGCGCUAUAGGCUACAAAGAUACCAUCGAAGACGCCAUCUGCUUGUUUGUAGAUCUAUGUGUCGACCAAUGCACACCCAGAAGGGUGUCAUAUGGAUCAUGA
This is a messenger RNA of Alternaria postmessia, 516 nucleotides long. RefSeq lists its product as uncharacterized. The record is from RefSeq and is a predicted model, not a curated record. NCBI's taxonomy places the organism in Eukaryota, Fungi, Ascomycota, Dothideomycetes, Pleosporales, Pleosporaceae. The coding region runs from base 1 to 516 and encodes 171 amino acids. The transcript has 2 exons.